AAAAGACAAGCAAGCCUCCAAAAUUUCCAGAUCUCUCAACUUCCUGAAAAUGUGAAUACAUUAGAGAGUGGAGAUACAUUCACGUUGAAAGAAUGACUGUAAAGAUUGUAUGUUACUACUUAAUAUUCUGGGGAAAAUACUUUCCCAAAAUUUUUGUUUCUCUAAUUGUGAAGGAACUGACAGUGGAGACUAAACAUAUAAACUCUCUGUUAAUAGCGAUCUUUGCAUAUAAACAUCUUGUGGACCACGUGACCUCAAAGGACAAAACUCCGAGAAAACGCCGAGAAAAAUGGGAUUUCACAAAGAUAAAGGGAUUCUCUGGAAUCCCUGGAUCCUACUGGAGAACAAUGGUUGUAUGUCCAGCCACUCCAGUCCUAGACAAUUCGCUGUCAAUGAGACCGGAUGCUGGGUGCAUGUUUCCCGGGAUGCGCUUCGAAGACCUGAGACUGGCCUCCUUCUUCAAUGCUCGGAACCAUCCCAUCAGCCAGUUCCUCAUUCCGUUGGCGCAUGACGGAUACUAUUAUGACGUCAUAUACGAAUAUACCUGCUGCUUCUGCUGCGGGAACAGCUACAGUCGAGGUCACUCUCCCACCUGUGGAGGGAGGCGGGCACAGAGUAGUGUUCCCUUCGCCAGGUGCGCGCUCUACCGCCAGCAGCAGAUGGCAAGAGACCUCGACUUGCAGACGAUCAUCAGCUCGCUCGGGAUCAAGAUAAGGUGCCAAACAGUGGAGCGAGGGAUGGAGAGAGAGAGACAGCACCGGCCAAUGAUUCGAAUCCCGCCGAUACUGUGCCCAGCAUGCCACAACAGUCCGCCCAAUGAAGUGGUUUAUUCCUGCCACCACCGCACAAGGACAUGCGAGACCUGUUCUCCUCUCAGAGACCUUUGCCCCUUCUGUCAACGAGGAACCUCUAACAACCAAAUGUUUAUCUGCACAACUGACUGCUGCUUUUUUCGUGGUAUCCCUGAACAAUAUCUCUAGGCGUGGACUAGCUUGAAAAAAGAGAAGCAAGCCUCCAAGAAGUUCAUACAAACCAAAAAAUGUCACAAUUACAAAGUAUGAACCCUUGAUCGUUGUCUAGACCGUCCCGUUUACCUAAUUA
This is a messenger RNA of Pomacea canaliculata, 1101 nucleotides long. RefSeq lists its product as uncharacterized. The transcript is spliced from 4 exons. NCBI's taxonomy places the organism in Eukaryota, Metazoa, Mollusca, Gastropoda, Architaenioglossa, Ampullariidae. The record is from RefSeq and is a predicted model, not a curated record. The coding region runs from base 93 to 980 and encodes 295 amino acids.